AUGGCAUCACUAUCACUCGGUCUCGGUAUCCUCGGCGCAGGUCUCGCGGGAAGGGUAGCCUAUCAGCUACUCCGUGGUGGAAAGGGAGCGGCGGAGCAAUUCGUCAAGGGCGGAUUCAAGGCGAAGAUGGACAAGGCAGAGGCGAUGGCGGUUCUUGGGUUAAGUCUCGGCAGUGUACCGGAGGGAGCGGAGAGGGGAACAGGGUGGUCGGCCGACCUCGAUCGAGCUGCUACGCUGCUGGAGCGGAUGGGAGGAGAUAUGAAUAUGGCGAGGAGGGACCCAUUGCUCUCAACGGGCGAUGAUGCUGGCCCCUUGGACUGGCGUGGAUUAAGACUCUUGCUUUGCGAUCACGUCUUGAAGGCCUAG
Molecule: messenger RNA, 366 nt
Organism: Dioszegia hungarica
Lineage: Eukaryota; Fungi; Basidiomycota; Tremellomycetes; Tremellales; Bulleribasidiaceae
Exons: 2
Coding region: 1-366 (121 amino acids)
Source: RefSeq, a predicted model, not a curated record